GGACGGACUGAAGACUCUUUUAACAGCUGAUUGGCUGCUGCUACCGUCCCUCUUUCUGAACUUCAGCGCAGAGGAAUCCCUUAAAGAAUACAAGACUUGUCAAAAUGAACUUGUCGUACUUGGUAGCGUGUGGACUUAUGGUCACCCUGCUUUCAGUAAGGAUGGGGGCAAAACCUUUAUCUCAGACGCAGCAGAAGUCUCUUAGAAGUUUGCUGGGCGAGGAGCUGGCGGAGUUUCUGGAGACGGAGGAGAGGGAGAGGCGGCUAGACGAUGUGCGCUCUCGGAUGCGGUUACUGCGAGAUUUACGCAUGGACACCAAGGCAAGAGGGAUGUGGGCUCGUCUCCUUAACGACCAACCCGCACCGAGGAGACACAAAUCGGGAAACAAGAACGGGGGUUCCACGACGCGGAGUGGCUGCUUUGGACACAAGAUGGACAGGAUAGGAACCAUCAGCGGCAUGGGUUGCUAAGGUUGGAGAAGCGCUGUGAUGAUCUUUGGACGAUGGGUUGGAUAACAAAGGUUCAGUUUGUUCUCACCUGAGGGAGAAAAAAAAGAAAAACAUUUUCGGUACGAAAAAGUCAACACGACCAGCAUAAACAAAGACUAA
Perca flavescens (yellow perch) is the source of this 608-nucleotide messenger RNA. It is a transcript of the gene nppc, whose product is annotated as natriuretic peptide C. NCBI's taxonomy places the organism in Eukaryota, Metazoa, Chordata, Actinopteri, Perciformes, Percidae. Gene Ontology annotation, molecular function: hormone activity. The coding region runs from base 105 to 470 and encodes 121 amino acids. The record is from RefSeq and is a predicted model, not a curated record. Gene Ontology annotation, cellular component: extracellular region. The transcript is spliced from 3 exons. Gene Ontology annotation, biological process: receptor guanylyl cyclase signaling pathway; cGMP biosynthetic process.